Messenger RNA from Gossypium raimondii (Peruvian cotton), 477 nucleotides. RefSeq lists its product as uncharacterized. Bases 1 to 477 code for a protein of 158 amino acids. The record is from RefSeq and is a predicted model, not a curated record. The transcript has a single exon. NCBI's taxonomy places the organism in Eukaryota, Viridiplantae, Streptophyta, Magnoliopsida, Malvales, Malvaceae.
AUGAAGUUAUUAAGAAGAUCAUCAUCAAAGGGUGGGCGAUCCAAGCCCAAUGAAGGUUGCAAAAGACACCCAAAGCAUCGCCAAUCUCCGGGGGUUUGUUCACUUUGUUUAGUCGACAAACUCUCUAAGUUACCAUCACCACCUCAUUGCACUUCCACUAUUCGUACUGCUACUAAACUUGCAGAUUCCAAUUGUUCUCCAUCAUCAUCAUCUUCUUCUUUGUCAUCUCCCUGUUCGUCAGCUUCAGAUUCAGCUUUAUAUUCUUCUUCUUCAUCUCCCAUGCAUCGUUAUCGUUUUGGUAAAGAUCGGGGUGCGGGCUCUUCGUUUUCUUUGUUAUGGUUCAGUGGGAAGAAUUUACUCACUAAAAGCAGAUCAGUAGCUUUUGUUUCGAGAAUCGAAAACAAUGGUUAUGAUGAUAAGAAGAAGAAGAAGAAGAAGAAGAUCAAUGGUGGGUUCUUGUCAAAGUUGAUACAUUAA